GGGKGGGGGGAUAGUGUUAAUCUGCGAGGGUUGCUCCCUUUCCGGAGGAGGGGGGGAAUGGAGUUGACUAUGAACGAUACACCAGACUCAGUGUCAGGUUUCCUGCCAACUGGCUGGCUGGGGUAACCCGUGCUCCAGAACCUGUUGGAGACUCGGGCUACUGUCUAAUAAUUCAAAUAGAUCAGCAUAUGUUUGAUCCCAGAAUUCGGUGGACAGGUUGUGGUCUUUUUCCUGAGCCACAGUCCGCGUCUUUCACCAAGUUUCCGAAUGAGCAGAUUGUCGCUUUCCAUGACAGUCGACCGUCCAGAGCCCGUUCGGUUCGGGACGUGUUCGGCAGCAGAGCGACGGAGCUGCGACCGUGGCCGGAGGGUAGGGAUGAUGUGGACGCUGCUGCGGCAGACGACGACGUCGCCGACGACUGGACAGACGAUGAUGACACGCUGCUGAGUCGCGACCCGACGGCUGAGCGAGUGUACUUCACUUAUGGUGGGGGUCGUGAUGGCAUGGAUUCAUUCACAUCAGUUAUCAUUGGUGGUGCGUCGUCGACCGCACAGGCGAGUGGGAGCAGCAGAGUCGGUGGUGGUCGUGGAGGACGUUCGCAUGUGGAGGUUGGCGUCGACGACUCGGGGGAGCUGCAGCCACAGGGAGGUCUUCGACAUACAGGCAGGCGAUGGGAGGUUAGGAGCGACAGCGAGGCCGAGGGGGAGGCCGAGGAUGAGGAGGUGCCCGUUCGCGAUCGUCGCUUCUCUCCCUCCCAUCAUCCGAUCUCUGCACAGCCCGAGGCACUUAGGCAUUCGGAGAGGUUGGCGUCGGCAGCAGGCAGAGACCCGACACAUGACGGCGAGGAUCGUGGGGGGGAGAGGACUCCUUCUGACACCAGUAUCCGCCCCUGCUCGUCAUCGGUACUCCGCACAGACGACUUUGACGUCGUAGGGCUUGGUGGGAGCUUGGGAGAUUUCAGUGUUGAGGGACGUCUACGUGCCUCACCGUUGGAUGUGCGCACCGACACGGACAGGGAGAUGGAGAUAGGAGGGGGGGGAGGCCGUGACGUCGAUGCCUCGGGUGUCCCUGAGGAGGCAGUUCAGGGGGAGUUCGAUGAUGAGGGACAGGAUGUCGCCGCGGGUAGUGAGUCAGGUGGUGGACGACGCGGCGACGAGGAGACCGCGGGUGAUGAGGGGCAGGAUGUUGUCAUGGGCGGUGGGUCCCCUAGUGGGGGGCGUGGCGACAGCGAGACCGCGGGUGAUGAGGGACAGGGUGCCGUCGUCGGUGGACAGGAUACCGUGGGUGUCGGUGGAGACAAUGGACCAGACGGCGACGAUGACGACGACCACGGUCCCGAGGACGACGAGUAUAGGCUCGCCUUGGUGUUGAGGGACCCCACAGUGCCUCCCUUGCGCCCUGACGACACAACGCACCCUUUCUUCGACGCGGAUGCUUUGGCGCAAGCAUUGACGGAUGACCCUUUCGCACACGUGAGCCGCAAGAGGGGCAAGCAGCGGGCCCCAGGGAGGGUAUAUUCACCGCCGCCGUUCACAGUGCAGACCCCUCACUGGUCGGGUUCGUCGCUCAGCGGCGUUAGAGGGAGGGAGUCCGGUGCGGGUGAGGUGGGGUGAGGUGGGGUGAGGUGGGGUCCGGCAGACGCAGCGACGGCGACAGAGAUAGUGCAGGAUCGAUGCCUCCACCGCCCGCACGCACUC
Molecule: messenger RNA, 1697 nt
Organism: Chara braunii
Lineage: Eukaryota; Viridiplantae; Streptophyta; Charophyceae; Charales; Characeae
Source: the annotation of a GenBank genome assembly